Molecule: messenger RNA, 387 nt
Organism: Staurois parvus
Lineage: Eukaryota; Metazoa; Chordata; Amphibia; Anura; Ranidae
Source: the annotation of a GenBank genome assembly
GCAAGCGUCGUCAGGCAGGCCGGGUCAAUAUCAAUCGGGCAGGUAGGUAGGGUACAGGGGGAGCAAGCGGAGAAUGGUCAGGGUCACAAGCCAGGGAUCAGGAGCAGCAGAAUGGUCAGACAAGCCAGGGAUCAGAGCAGGGUCAGCAGAGAAUCAGACAGGAACAGGAACAGGAAACAGGGCCCCGGAGAAACACAUACACCAAGGCAGAGUCUGCAGGUCUGGCCAUCCCUUAAAUACACCAGCAUAAGCAGUUUCAGGUGUUUUGCUGGCUGCAAGGUUGAGUCUCUGAUUGCUGGGAGCACCCGCUGGCCAGCCCUGGUACUGCAGCUCAUAAGGCAGGUGAUACCCACCAUUGCUGGCCAGUCCAUUCCUGACAGGCACAUU